Messenger RNA from Chanos chanos (milkfish), 867 nucleotides. It is a transcript of the gene taf9, whose product is annotated as TAF9 RNA polymerase II, TATA box binding protein (TBP)-associated factor. Lineage: Eukaryota; Metazoa; Chordata; Actinopteri; Gonorynchiformes; Chanidae. The coding region runs from base 8 to 754 and encodes 248 amino acids. The transcript is spliced from 7 exons. Gene Ontology annotation, biological process: RNA polymerase II preinitiation complex assembly; DNA-templated transcription initiation. Gene Ontology annotation, cellular component: SAGA complex; transcription factor TFIID complex. The record is from RefSeq and is a predicted model, not a curated record. Gene Ontology annotation, molecular function: protein heterodimerization activity; transcription coactivator activity; RNA polymerase II general transcription initiation factor activity.
UGUGAAAAUGGCGUCUCCGAAAACUGUUCCAAAAGAUGCUCAGGUUAUGAUCCAAAUUUUGAAAGAUAUGGGAAUCACGGAGUACGAGCCCAGAGUCAUCAACCAAAUGCUGGAAUUUACUUACAGAUAUGUUACAUCGAUUAUCGAGGACGCCAAAAUUUACGCGGCGCAUGCCAAGAAGUCCAAUGUGGAUGCCGAUGACAUCAGACUGGCCAUUCAGUGUCGGAUGGAUCAGUCUUUCACUUCGCCGCCACCUCGAGAUUUUCUGUUGGAAGUGGCCAGACAGAAGAAUAUAACUCCUCUCCCUCUCAUUAAACCAUACUCUGGCCCACGUCUUCCGCCAGACCGCUACUGUUUAACUGCACCAAACUAUCGGCUUAAGUCCCUACAGAAAAAGGUGACUCCAUCAGCAGGUAGAAUAACGGUACCACGCCUGAGUGUCGGAGCAGUCACUAGCAGGCCCAGCACCCCAACUCUUGGUACUCCCUCAGUGCAGACAGUGGCGACCAAAGUGGGAACUCCAGUGUCUCUGGCUGGCCAACGCUUCACCGUUCAGAUCCCCUCUUCGCAGGCCUCCACUGUCAAGUCAGCCAAUCCGGCCACGCCCACAGUUCAGAACGUGCUGAUCAACCCGUCUCUGAUUGGCUCCAAAAACAUCCUCAUCACAACCAACAUGGUUUCCCAGAAUUCCUCAAACGACUCAAGCUCAUUAAAGAGGAAGCAUGAAGACGAUGAUGACUAUGAUACUUUAUGACCCUGUGACUAAGUCCUCUCGUCACUCUGGCUUUGCCAGAGCAAGGAGUCUGUUUGUAAAUAGUGUAGACAUUAGCUUUGGGGUCGUUUUUGCUUACAUUUGAAAUCCCUCCA